Alternaria rosae is the source of this 2052-nucleotide messenger RNA. RefSeq names its product general substrate transporter. The transcript has 3 exons. Gene Ontology annotation, biological process: transmembrane transport; carbohydrate transport. Bases 408 to 1862 code for a protein of 484 amino acids. The record is from RefSeq and is a predicted model, not a curated record. NCBI's taxonomy places the organism in Eukaryota, Fungi, Ascomycota, Dothideomycetes, Pleosporales, Pleosporaceae. Gene Ontology annotation, molecular function: carbohydrate:proton symporter activity. Gene Ontology annotation, cellular component: membrane.
UUAACUGUUGACGAGCACAACUUCUGGUACUAUGGCGAAAGCUAGACAUAGUGAUUGUAUCUCACAACAAUAGGGUUGAGGUACGGAAGUCGAGGUAUUUGAUACAACCAUGUAAGACGCAGCAUCUUGGGAUUGCUUAGGAACUUCUGCGAGAUACGUGCUGUUGUUCCAUCUAGCCCGAGCUUUCGCGACGGCAGUAGAGCAUGACAAGCAUUCUGGGCCCCUUGUACAGUCUGCAUGAUCCGUGCAUGGACACAUGCGCGUGUCAGCCAAUGCUGGCUUCGGGGUAGCAGAUUCCCGGGUAGCAAUGGUCGCAAAAUGGAACGAUAGUCCGUUGAUACAUAAACCGUGGUGUCGCAUAGCGAUAGAUCCACUUCCCCACACAGUAUCUCACAUCGUUGCUCAAGAUGGGAGUCGCUGUCACGGUCUUCAGCGCAAUCUUUCUGGCAACUGGAGGUUUCCUUUUCGGAUAUGAUUCUGGUAUCAUCACCUCGACCAUCGCCCUUCCUACCUUCAAAGAGUACUUCAACGACCCUUCGGACGAUGUCGUUGGUGGUAUUGUGUCCGCCUUUCAAGGUGGUGCCAUCGCCGGGACCAUCUUCAACAUGCUAUUCGCGGAUAUGCUAGGCCGGCGCUGGACUAUCUUCGUAGGAUCGGUCAUCUCCAUCUUGGGCAGUUCUCUUCAAGCAGGCGCUGUGAACAUGGCUAUGCUUAUCGUUGGCCGCUUCAUCGGCGGAGUCGCUGUGGGUCAGCUCACUUCGACUAUCCCCAUGUAUGCUGGUGAGCUUUCCGAGGCAAAGUAUCGUGGCACACUCUCGGGUUUGUUGCAGUGGAUGUUGAGCUGGGGAUUCUUUGUCGCUCAAUGGCUCGGCUAUGGUUGCUCUUUCAACAGCACUCAGUUCUCAUGGCGCUUCCCUCUCGCAUUCCAGAAUCUGCCUGGUCUCGUCUUGCUUGCUGGCAUUUUCUUCCUGCAAGAGUCUCCCCGUUGGCUCAUGGAGAAAGAUCGACAUGAAGACGCCAUGGCCUCGCUCAGUAAGCUCCGAAGAGGCCACGAUGCUGAGACAAUCGAUCUCGAAUUUCGCGAAAUCCGUGAUGUCAUCAUCGCAGACCGCGCUCUGGGCAACAUCAGUUGGCUCUCAAUCAUUACGAAAACCUCAUGGCGCAAGCGUCUCUUGCUGGGUUGUGGUGUGCAAGCAUUCGGUCCGCUUUCCGGUAUCAACGUUAUCAACUACUAUGGCCCACGCAUCUACGAGAUCCUUGGGAUAUCGACACAAGAAUCGCUCAUGAUUAUCGGUAUCAGCGGCGCCCUCUCAAUCGUGUGGUGUACUAUCGGACUGGCACUAGUCGACAAAUUUGGACGUAUCAAGCCCCUUCUCAUAUCGGCAGCGGGCCUAGCAGCUGCCUUGCUCGUCAACGCCGUACAAGGGCAAUACUUCGACCCCAACAAUGGCGCGCAGCUGCGCAGUAUGGUGGCCAUGAACUUCCUCUUCUCCUUCUUUUACACCCCUCUUGGUAUCAUAUCCUGGGUUUACCCUGCGGAAAUCUUCCCCAUCGAAUGCCGCGCCCUUGGUAACGCCAUCACAACCUUCACGAACUGGGUCGUUAACCUCAUCUUCGCUCAGUUCUCCCCCCAGGCACUCAGCACGAUUGAGUUCAAGUACUUUUAUGUCUUCUUCUGCUUCAACAUUAUUGCCUUCUUGUGCUAUUGGUUCUUCUAUCCGGAAACCAAGGGUAAGACCUUGGAGCAGAUGGACGAGCUAUUUGGCGAUCAGUUGGUACCGCAUGCAUUGCAAGAUCCGGCAGCGGCAUCGGCGGCUAUGGAAAAGGAUGAGAAGCUUCAUGCGGAGAUCGCAGUCGUCUGAUUGCGAUUCGGUGCGGCCGGUGUUGGCUUUGAGCAGGAGGUAUGUCAGAGGGAAGCUGCAGGUGGCGUUGUUGGAAGAUUAACAUGUGAUACGUGCGCGGUGUCUAUAGCGACUUAUUACCAGAUAUAUGAUCUGUAUGAUCUGUGACCUUCCGAAACUGCCAAUGUGACGUAGACGGACAGAAUGUUUG